Messenger RNA from Ananas comosus (pineapple), 1384 nucleotides. Its product is annotated as chloroplast processing peptidase-like. The coding region runs from base 420 to 1121 and encodes 233 amino acids. NCBI's taxonomy places the organism in Eukaryota, Viridiplantae, Streptophyta, Magnoliopsida, Poales, Bromeliaceae. Gene Ontology annotation, biological process: thylakoid membrane organization. The record is from RefSeq and is a predicted model, not a curated record. Gene Ontology annotation, cellular component: chloroplast thylakoid membrane. The transcript has 6 exons. Gene Ontology annotation, molecular function: serine-type endopeptidase activity.
GCUUGAGCUCGAGUUAAUCUCUCCGCUUACCUUUUGGAGAGAGAGAGAAAGGGGGGGGGAGCGAAGGAAGGAGACAACACUAUCGGCCAUGUCGUCGCUCCAAUUCUUCGCCCCCACCUCCCAAAACCCUAACCCUAACCCUAGCAAACCCAAUCCCCUCCUCCUCUCCUCCAAAAACCCUACCUCUUCCAAGCCCUCCUACCUCCCCUCCCUCUCCUCCUCCUCCUCUUCCUCCUCCGUAUCCUCCCGUACAUCCAACUCCACGCCUCCCAAAUCCCUCAUCUCCCCCCAAAACCCGAUUUUGAGCGCCACCCGUUUCCCCUCUCGCCCCCAGUCCCCCAAUUUCUCCGGGUUCCAGCUAUUUCGGCGGAGGAGGGGCCAUUGUACUCGGCGAAGCGGCGUCGGGGCACCGGGUGGUGAUGUUGGAGAGCGGCGGCGGCGGGAAUGGUGGCGGAGAAGGUGGCGGAGGAGGGGAGGACGAGGAGGAGGACGAGGAGGGUGAGAGGAAGAAGAAGGGGCUUCUUCCGGAGUGGAUUAGUAUAUCUACGGAGGACGCGAAGACCGUGCUCGCGGCGUUCGCCAUUUCCUUGGCUUUCCGGUCCUUCGUGGCUGAGCCGCGGUUCAUACCGUCUCUCUCAAUGUAUCCUACUUUCGAUGUUGGCGACCGCAUUGUUGCGGAGAAGGUUUCAUAUUAUUUUAGAAAGCCAUGUGUUAAUGACAUAGUAAUCUUCAAGAGUCCACCGGUGUUACAGGAAGUGGGAUAUACGGAUGAUGACGUAUUUAUUAAAAGAGUUGUUGCCAAGGAGGGUGAUGUUGUAGAGGUUCAUAAUGGAAAGCUAAUAGUCAAUGGAGAUGCGAAAAAUGAAGAAUACAUUCUUGAGCCUCCAUCUUAUGAUAUGAACCCUGUGCAAGUGCCUCAAAAUUCCGUUUUCGUGAUGGGGGACAAUCGCAACAAUAGUUACGAUUCGCACGUAUGGGGUCCUCUACCAUCCAAGAACAUACUAGGGAGAUCAAUAUUCCGAUAUUGGCCUCCGACUCGAAUCGGCAGCACAGUUCUCACUUGCGGCGAUUUAAAGACAAAGGAGAAUUCAUUGUUUGAUGUGAGGAUAACCAAGCAAUAGUUAGUAGACCAUGGAGCAAUGAAGAACGAAAAUGAUAACGAAAAUGCUGUAUUGUCUUGUAGCCUUUGAUCGAAAAAAAAAAAAAACCUUGUAAGUUGCUAAUUUAUUUCUUGGUCCUAAAAGGAUGGAAACAUAGAGGAUGUAGGUAGAGAAACCAUUUUGUCCUGGGGUUUCUCCAGAUUCCACUUUGUGGGACAAAAAAAUUUGUACUUCUAAUUCUCAAUUAUCAUAAUUGGUAUUAUUAUUAUUUAACAUUCCAAGAA